This is a messenger RNA of Angiostrongylus costaricensis, 750 nucleotides long. NCBI's taxonomy places the organism in Eukaryota, Metazoa, Nematoda, Chromadorea, Rhabditida, Metastrongylidae. The record is from the annotation of a GenBank genome assembly.
AUGCCGUGUUUCGCUAACGCAGUUCCAGUUUCACCAAAUAAUGCAUGCAGUGCAUCUAUUCAUUGCGGUGGUGGUUCGUUUUGUGUCCGUGGCAAAUGCCAAUGCCCUGUAGGUCAGCAAAGUGUCAACGGCUCUUGCCAGGUUUCUCUUUCAGUGGCACCUGUAAAGCCAUGUCCAACGAGGCUUGAGCGUUGUCUAGGGAAGGCGACAUGCAUCAAUGGUGUAUGCGAGUGUCCAUUUGGAAUGCUGCCAUCUCAGGAUGAUUGUGCUGCUCUUCAAGCGGUAACUGCUGGUUCUGCAUGCGGUCACAGAGCACGCUGCAAAGGCAUGUUUGAAACUAAUGGAGACUGCCUUGCUACCAAUGCCGUUGAUCCAGGAUCAAGUUGCAUUAACGGCGAAGUAUGUGCUGGUGGCAGCUAUUGCGAUGGAUCCAUGUGCAAAUGUCUGGCAAAUAUGGAGAAUCGGAACGGUGUUUGUGUAAGUCCACACUCUGCUAGCCCUGGUUCGACAUGCGAAAAUGGGCAGACUCUUUUUCUAUUUAAAGUUGACAUCGGUGGCGUAUGUAUACGGCCCGGCGCUGUGUGUCAGGGCGGCUCGGUGUGCGUGGCUGGCGUCUGUACUUGUCCUCCUAACACUAUACCUUUCCAGAAUCGAUGUGUUGAACACAAAACAGGUCUGUCAAUCAAAAUAGCACAUAAUUUUAUCAUCAAGACUUUUACGCAAGAGCGAAACUUCAGAAGCAUGAACUGA